Suillus discolor is the source of this 1626-nucleotide messenger RNA. RefSeq names its product amino acid permease. Lineage: Eukaryota; Fungi; Basidiomycota; Agaricomycetes; Boletales; Suillaceae. Gene Ontology annotation, molecular function: amino acid transmembrane transporter activity. Bases 1 to 1626 code for a protein of 541 amino acids. Gene Ontology annotation, biological process: amino acid transmembrane transport. Gene Ontology annotation, cellular component: membrane. The transcript is spliced from 10 exons. The record is from RefSeq and is a predicted model, not a curated record.
AUGGAUACCGAAAAGACGGAUGCUGCUGCUUAUCACACUAGCAGAGGUGAAUUCUCUGACAUCUCAAACCAUGAUGGAGAGUCUAUUCAAGGGCCCUCGCGGAACAUCCUGCAACGUAAACUCAAGAAUCGUCACAUCACCAUGAUUAGUAUUGGGGGUGUUAUCGGUACUGGUCUUUUUGUUGGAACUGCAAACUCCUUAACGCAAGGAGGCCCCAUCGGUCUGUUGCUCGGUUACACAAUCAUGGGCUCCAUCGUCUAUUGCGUCAUGAUCACUUUAGGUGAAAUGAUUUCUUACCUGCCUAUACCUGGUGGUCCCAUCAAACUGGCCGAGCGCUUCGUCGACCCUGCGUUCUCUUUUGCCGUGGGUUGGAAUUACUGGUACAACUGGACGAUUACCUCCGAGUUUUCUGCUGCUGUAGUGUUGAUAAACUUUUGGAAUCCCGCUGUCAAUAAUUCAGUAUGGGUCGUCAUAUGUCUUGUCGUCGUUCUCGCCAUUAACAUGCUCGGCGCUGGCGCUUACGGCGAGACGGAAUUCAUAUUUGCAUCCAUCAAGAUCAUCACAAUCACUAGUCUUAUUAUCAUCGGUAUAAUCAUCGAUUUGGGAGGUGGCCCAAACCAUGACCGCAUUGGAUUCCGCUACUGGAAAAAUCCUGGACCAUUCGUUCAGUAUAAUGGCAUCGAAGGUGUCAAAGGACAAUUCCUUGGCUUUUGGGCUGUUUUGAUUCAAGCUGCUUUCUCGUUCCUUGGAACCGAGAUUGUUGCUAUUGCUGCUGGAGAAGCGAAGAAUCCUCGUCGUAACUUGCCCAAAGCCAUCCGUCGAGUAUACAUCCGUAUAUUGCUUUUUUACAUCGGCGGAACAUUCAUCAUUGGUCUGCUUGUACCAUCCAACGACCCACAUCUCAAAUUGGUUGAUGAAACAGCCGCCAAGUCUCCAUUCGUCAUUGCUAUCGAAAAAGCGGGAAUCAAAUCACUUCCUUCGAUCAUCAAUGCUUGUUUGUUGACCUCGGCAUGGUCCGCCGCAUCUAGUGACUUGUACACUUCGUCUCGUGCGAUUUAUGGUCUUGCAAUCUCAGGAAAUGCUCCCAAGGUCUUCCUUAAAACCUCACGCAACGGGCUGCCUUAUGUCGCUAUCCUCUUCUCCGCCUCUUUCUCCCUUCUUACCUUCAUGGCUGUGUCCGCUAGCGCGGGCUCAGUAUUUAUCUGGUUUGCUAACAUGACAUCCGUCGCUGGCCUUAUGACGUGGUUUGGUAUCUCGGUGACGUACCUCCGCUUCUACAAGGGCAUACAGGUCCAAGGCAUCGACCGCAAGACGUUCCCUUACUACACAAAUCUCCAGCCAUACGCAGCGUGGUGGGGAGCGGUUUCAACGGUCACCAUCUGUUUCUUCAACGGAUGGAACGUUUUCCUCAAAGGAAAGUGGGAUAUUGCAAAUUUCAUCACCAACUACAUCCUUUUCAUCACCUGGCCAGUCAUGUACCUUGGCGCUCGCUUCUACUAUGGUACCAAGCCUGUUGCUCCAGAGGACAUGGACUUCAAGACCGAUGUAGCUGAAAUUGUGGCGGACAUGUAUGAGGAUCCCCCGCCAAAGAACAAGCUGGAAGCAUUCUUGCAAUGGCUGUUGUAG